CUUGGUUCGGAUUUUACAGGGUUCCCCUCAGGAUAUUAUAAUCACUGCGGUAAGGGUCUUAGUUCAAUUCUUGGCAUACAGUACUGGUCCUCGCCCACCCCAGAGAAACCGACGACGUUAUCCUCAUCCUUACUUCUAGAACGCUGCAUAUCGUAAUCCCUACUUCUAGAACGAUACACGACUAUCAUAAUUGGUUAUUGACCGUGGUAUAUAUGGGUGAGCAAGCUCUAUAGGCGCGCCCCUAAAAGAACAAGCACAUCCUUACUGGCUCAUGAUGGAUCGAGACAUGAACUCCAGCACUAGCGCUCUCGAUGCGAACCAUCUUGAGAGGCCCUUCAGGUGCCUCGAGUGCCACUACGCAUUUAGACGCGUAGAGCAUCUCACUCGCCACGCGCGCAGCCACAGGGCGGAGCGCAACCUAGAAUGCAGCUACUGCCGCAAGAGUUUCUACCGACUCGAUGCCUUGAAGCGCCAUGAGAAAGUCCACGCUGAGCCAAAGCGUAGCCUGCUUGGGAAAGGGGAAAGAGCAUGUCUUGCCUGCGCUGCGUCGCGGAGAAAGUGCACCGGCGAUACCCCGUGCUCGGCCUGUGAGCGGCGCUCCCUCGAGUGCGAGUAUCCUGCGGCAGGCAAGAACCGACGGAGGCGUCCGGGAACGGCUCUUGAUGAGUCCUCGAAUGGUUUCAGCGCCGAGGAUGUGAUUACGAGCCCUCGUGAAUCCAUGAUGUCUUGGUCAAAUACCCCGCAGUCACCAGUUGCUGCUGGCCAUCUAACUUACCAACCAGUGCUUAGUGAUCAAGCUGGUGAAAAGCGGCCACGUUGUAGUCGAUGCAAAGGUCGAAGAUUGAGAUAUGAAUAUGGCACAACACGGCCGCGAACGAUCAGGAGCCAGAGUCCGGCGCCAAUUCAAUAUGAUGGCUAUGAGCAGUACCCUAACGAUGACUGGACCACCCAGCAAGAGAUAGUGCCUGGACACAUACAUUUCUUGGAUGAGCGAGGCUUUGAGGAACUAGAGACGACCUCAACCUAUAGUUAUGACUCGAAUGUAUUAGGAAAUACACGCUCGCCUGUAGGGGAUGAUGCGACAGAUAUUGCAAGAAGUCCAUCAUUAAGUGCCCAGGGAGAUGGUUUAUCUCGCUCACGAGUAAAUGCUGCCAUGACGGCUUGGCCAACUAUUCCUCCAAUUCUGCUUGAGCUCAGUGUGCCAGCAUUCAUGGAGUUCUCAGAGAAGAGGAAUAGAAGGGCUUUGGUUGAUUACUUUUAUAGCGUCUUCUCUCACCUUGUUGUUUUCAGCGAAGACAUAGGAAACCCAUUUCGACAGCUGAUACUUCCCCUUGCUCACAGAGGAUCUCCUGUCAUGAAUGCUAUCUAUGCUCUAUCGAGCGCACAUCUGGAGAUCAGGGGCGUUAAUACCGAGGAGAAGUCUUCAUACUUUCAUAACGAAGCCACACGAGGAUUAUCGAGGCUCAUAAAUAAUAACGAGGGAUUAAGCACAGAGGAAGUGCUUUGUGCAAUAUUGCUUCUGAUUUACUACGAAGCGCUCGUCCAACGAGACAGCUACAAUAUGGUCAUCGGUCACUUAAAAGGCGCAAUGACUGUGAUGACAACCUAUUCUCAGACAUCAAGCCCUACAAGCAUGUUUCUCCAACGCGCUUUUCGAUACUAUGAUGUUAUCACAGCACUCUCUUUUGGCACACCGCCCAUCUCGUCAGCUUCAACACCUCUUCUCCCAUUAAACAUCUUAGGAGCCACACGUCCUUCGCCCCACAACGACGUCGACUCCCUUCUAGGAAUGACCACAAAUUUUUGGCACAUCAUUCACCGCCUCUCUCUUCUCUGCGAACUAAAAGGAGAAAUACAAAAGGCAGAAGCCCGCAGUGACGCUAUGAAAGUCAUGGUCCUCCGUACAGAACUCGAGUGUACAUCUCAUGCGAUUGAAAAUUUCCUUAUACAAUGGAAGCCUUCUAUUCGAUGGCCAAGCGGACCAUCGAAAUCGGCACCUGAUGAUACAACUGAAAUAUGUAACUGUCCCAGCCCUGCUACUACUUCAUCCUCACAACAGGUCCAUUCGCCACCUCUCGGGUCAUCAGAUUGGGACUUUGACUUAUCGUCUCCAAGCAAUACCGCUAGUUGUGAUCUCACCGAUCCCGAUGCUCAUAUUUGGUCGAUUAUCAACAACGCGGAAGCAUACCGCCAGGGUGCCCUCGUCUUUCUCUAUCGCAACAUUCACAUGCUCGAGCGCUCUCACCCAAAAGUACAAAAGCACGGAUCUCUCUCUCUGGCUGCUUGCGUGCGUGUCGUCGAAUGGGCUGGUCCAAUGCCCGCGCUGUUAUGGCCAAUGUUCAUUAGUUCCGUUGAGGCAAUAAGUGAAGAGGAUCGUAGCAUUGCGACGAUGGCAUUUUCUGGGACAGAGAGGAGACAGGGAAUGCUGAAUAUUACUCGAGCGUGGGAGAUCGUUAAAGAGGUGUGGCGGAGGGGCGACGAAGGCGAGGAGGUGGAUUGGAGAACCGUUUGUAAAGAAAGGGGGGUCAAUCUCGUCUUUGGAUGA
Molecule: messenger RNA, 2545 nt
Organism: Pseudogymnoascus verrucosus
Lineage: Eukaryota; Fungi; Ascomycota; Leotiomycetes; Thelebolales; Thelebolaceae
Exons: 4
Coding region: 272-2545 (757 amino acids)
Biological process (GO): positive regulation of transcription by RNA polymerase II
Cellular component (GO): nucleus
Molecular function (GO): DNA-binding transcription factor activity, RNA polymerase II-specific; zinc ion binding; transcription cis-regulatory region binding
Source: RefSeq, a predicted model, not a curated record